GCCCCGGCCCGGCACAGGCGCGGCGCGUCCCGCAGCCCCAGCUGCUCCCACAGCGGACCGCGACGGACCACAGCGGACCCCCCGCGGGAUCCUGGUGAGGGACCGGCAUGCCCUUCCCGAGGGGCUUCUUCAAAGCCGAUGCUGCUACCAGCUUUCUGAGGGCAGCAAGAUCAGGCAACUUGGACAAAGCUUUGGAUCACCUGCGGAAUGGCGUAGACAUUAACACCUGUAACCAGAAUGGGCUGAACGGCUUGCACCUGGCCUCUAAAGAAGGCCAUGUGAAGAUGGUGGUUGAACUUCUGCACAAAGAAAUCAUUCUAGAAACGACAACCAAGAAAGGGAACACAGCUCUGCACAUCGCCGCCCUCGCCGGUCAGGAUGAGGUGGUCCGGGAGCUGGUCAACUAUGGCGCCAAUGUCAACGCCCAGUCACAGAAAGGCUUUACACCCCUGUACAUGGCAGCACAAGAGAAUCACUUGGAAGUGGUUAAGUUUUUACUGGAAAAUGGAGCUAAUCAGAAUGUAGCCACAGAAGACGGCUUCACUCCUCUAGCAGUGGCUCUGCAGCAGGGUCACGAGAACGUGGUGGCCCACCUCAUCAACUAUGGGACGAAAGGGAAGGUGCGCCUGCCCGCCCUGCACAUCGCGGCGCGCAACGACGAUACGCGGACAGCCGCAGUGCUGCUGCAGAAUGACCCCAACCCUGACGUGCUUUCCAAGACGGGAUUCACCCCCCUCCACAUCGCAGCUCACUACGAGAACCUCAAUGUGGCCCAGUUACUCCUCAACAGGGGUGCCAGUGUCAACUUCACGCCCCAGAACGGCAUCACGCCACUGCACAUCGCCUCCCGCAGGGGAAACGUGAUCAUGGUGCGGCUCCUGCUGGACCGCGGGGCCCAGAUAGAAACAAGGACCAAGGAUGAAUUGACACCUCUCCACUGUGCAGCUCGGAAUGGGCACGUGCGAAUCUCAGAGAUCCUGCUGGACCACGGGGCACCCAUCCAAGCCAAAACCAAGAAUGGCUUAUCCCCCAUUCACAUGGCGGCUCAGGGAGACCACCUUGACUGUGUCCGACUUCUAUUGCAAUACAACGCAGAGAUAGACGACAUCACCCUGGACCAUCUGACCCCACUCCACGUGGCAGCCCACUGUGGCCAUCACAGAGUAGCCAAGGUCCUUUUGGAUAAAGGAGCCAAACCGAAUUCCAGAGCCCUGAAUGGCUUUACCCCCUUACAUAUCGCCUGCAAGAAGAACCACAUCCGUGUCAUGGAGCUGCUACUGAAGACGGGGGCCUCCAUUGACGCUGUCACUGAGGAGCAGGAAAAGGCUCCUCUGUUCUCAUUCCUCUCUUGUGUGUUCCAGUCUGGUUUGACACCUCUCCACGUGGCCUCCUUCAUGGGGCACCUGCCCAUCGUGAAGAACCUCCUACAGCGGGGGGCAUCACCCAAUGUCUCCAAUGUGAAAGUGGAGACCCCGCUACAUAUGGCAGCCAGAGCAGGACACACGGAAGUGGCCAAAUAUUUGCUCCAGAACAAAGCCAAAGUCAAUGCCAAGGCCAAGGAUGACCAGACCCCGCUUCACUGUGCGGCUCGCAUCGGCCACAUGAACAUGGUGAAGCUCCUGCUAGAAAAUAAUGCCAGUCCUAACCUGGCCACCAUGGCCGGGCACACCCCCCUGCACAUUGCGGCCCGAGAGGGCCAUGUGGAGACGGCCCUGGCCCUUCUGGAAAAGGAAGCAUCCCAGGCAUGCAUGACCAAGAAAGGAUUUACCCCUCUCCACGUGGCGGCCAAGUAUGGCAAGGUCAGGGUGGCAGAGCUCCUGCUGGAAAGAGAUGCGCAUCCAAAUGCGGCUGGAAAAAAUGGCUUGACUCCCCUGCACGUGGCUGUCCAUCACAACCACCUGGACAUCGUCCGGCUGCUGCUUCCCCGGGGCAGCUCCCCGCACAGCCCUGCUUGGAAUGGCUACACCCCUUUGCACAUUGCUGCCAAGCAGAACCAGAUGGAGGUGGCCCGCAGUCUGCUGCAGUACGGGGGGUCAGCGAAUGCCGAGUCGGUGCAAGGUGUGACCCCCCUUCACCUGGCUGCCCAAGAGGGUCACGCAGAGAUGGUGGCUCUGUUACUUUCGAAACAAGCCAAUGGCAACCUGGGGAACAAGAGCGGACUCACCCCCCUCCAUCUGGUAGCACAAGAAGGCCACGUUCCAGUGGCAGACGUGCUCAUCAAACACGGUGUCACGGUGGACGCCACCACCCGGAUGGGUUAUACUCCACUCCACGUGGCCAGUCAUUAUGGAAAUAUCAAGGUGGUGAAGUUUCUGCUACAGCACCAAGCAGACGUCAAUGCCAAGACGAAGCAAGGAUACAGUCCCUUGCACCAGGCGGCCCAACAAGGACAUACAGACAUCGUGACACUGCUUCUCAAAAAUGGUGCUUCCCCAAACGAGGUCAGCUCGAAUGGAACCACACCGCUGGCAAUAGCCAAGCGCUUGGGCUACAUUUCGGUCACAGACGUGCUCAAGGUGGUCACGGAUGAACCCAGUUUUGUGUUAACCAGUGACAAGCACCGGCUGAGUUUCCCUGAGACGGUAGAUGAGAUCCUGGAUGUCUCUGAAGAUGAAGGGGAAGAACUCGACUCCAAGGCUGAGAGGCAGGAUUCCAGGGAUAUAGACGAAGAGAAGGAGCUGCUGGAUUUCGUGCCGAAGCUGGACCAAGUGGUGGAAUCUCCAGCCAUCCCGAGGAUCCCUUGUGUCACACCUGAGACAGUGGUGAUCAGAUCGGAAGAGCCGGAACAGGCAUCUAAGGAGUAUGACGAAGACUCACUCAUCCCCAGCAGCCCGGCCACAGAGACCUCAGACAACAUCAGCCCUGUGGCCAGCCCUGUCCACACAGGGUUUCUGGUGAGCUUCAUGGUGGAUGCCCGAGGAGGCUCCAUGAGGGGCAGUCGUCACAAUGGCCUGCGGGUGGUGAUCCCGCCCCGGACGUGCGCCGCACCUACUCGCAUCACCUGCCGCCUGGUCAAGCCCCAGAAGCUGAGCACGCCGCCCCCGCUGGCUGAGGAGGAGGGCCUGGCCAGCAGGAUCAUUGCGCUGGGACCCACGGGGGCCCAGUUCUUAAGCCCCGUGAUCGUGGAGAUCCCCCACUUUGCCUCCCAUGGCCGUGGGGACCGCGAGCUUGUGGUGCUGCGCAGUGAAAACGGCUCCGUGUGGAAGGAACAUAGGAACCGCCAUGGAGAGAGCUACCUGGAUCUGGACCAGAUCCUCAAUGGGAUGGACGAAGAGCUGGGGAGUCUGGAGGAGCUGGAGAAGAAGAGGGUCUGCCGCAUCAUCACCACCGACUUCCCCUUGUACUUCGUGAUCAUGUCACGGCUCUGCCAGGACUAUGACACCAUUGGCCCUGAAGGGGGCUUCCUGAAGAGCAAGCUGGUCCCACUGGUGCAGGCAACGUUCCCGGAAAACGCUGUUACCAAGAGAGUGAAGCUGGCUCUGCAGGCCCAGCCCGUACCAGAUGAGCUGGUCACCAAACUGCUGGGCAACCAGGCCACGUUCAGCCCCAUUGUCACCGUGGAGCCACGGCGCCGGAAGUUCUACCGCCCCAUCGGGCUUCGGAUCCCGCUCCCUCCUUCCUGGACGGACAACCCAAGGGACAGCGGCGAGGGGGACACCACCAGCCUUCGCCUGCUCUGCAGUGUCACUGGAGGAACAGACCAAGCCCAGUGGGAAGAUAUAACGGGGACAACCAAGCUCGUGUAUGCCAACGAGUGCGCUGCCUUCACCACCAACGUCUCUGCCAGGUUCUGGCUGUCCGACUGUCCUCGGACUGCCGAAGCUGUGAACUUCGCCUCCCUGCUGUACAAGGAGCUCACCGCCGUGCCCUACAUGGCCAAGUUUGUCAUUUUUGCCAAGAUGAAUGACCCCCGCGAAGGGCGUCUGCGCUGUUAUUGCAUGACAGAUGACAAAGUGGACAAGACCCUGGAGCAGCAUGAGAACUUCAUCGAGGUGGCUCGGAGCAGGGACAUAGAGGUUCUGGAAGGAAUGCCUCUUUUCGCAGAGCUCUUUGGGAACCUGGUACCCGUCAGAAAAGCUGCCCAGCAGCGGAGUUUCCAGUUCCAGUCAUUUCGGGAGAACCGCCUGGCCAUACCUGUGAAGGUGAGGGACAGCAGUCGAGAACCAGCAGGGUCCUUGUCAUUUCUGCGCAAGGCCAUGAAGUAUGAGGACGCCCAGCACAUUCUCUGCCACUUGAACAUCACCAUGCCCCCCUGCACCAAGGUGAGCGGUGCUGAUGAGAGGAGAAGGACUCUGACGCCGUUGGCCCUGAGAUACAGCAUUCUCAGCGAAUCCUCACUGGGUUCCCUCAGUGGGACAGACCGAGCAGAUAUGAAGAUGGCUAUUAUAUCAGAACACCUUGGCCUCAGCUGGGCGGAGUUGGCUCGGGAACUGCAGUUCAGUGUGGAAGACAUCAACAGGAUCCGCGUGGAAAACCCCAACUCCUUGUUGGAGCAGAGUGUAGCCUUGUUGAACCUCUGGGUCAUCCGUGAAGGCAAAAACGCAAACAUGGAGAAUCUGUACGCAGCCCUGCGGAACAUUGACCGAGGUGAGAUCGUGAACAUGCUGGAAGGCUCUGGCAGACAAAGCCGCAAUCUGAAACCUGAGCGACGGCACACGGACCGGGACUACUCUUCGUCGCCCUCCCAGAUGAAUGGUUACUCCUCGCUGCAGGACGAGCUGCUGUCCCCUGCCUCCCUGCACUACGCGCUUCCCUCUCCGCUGCGUGCAGACCAGUACUGGAACGAGGUGGCCGUCAUAGACGCCAUCCCUUUGGCGGCCACGGAGCAUGACGCCAUGCUGGAGAUGUCUGACAUGCAGGUGUGGUCCGCGGGCCUCACACCCUCUCUGGUCACUGCUGAGGACUCCUCUCUGGAGUGCAGCAAAGCUGAGGACUUGGAUACCACCGGCCACGAGUGGAAGCCGGAGGGGGUGCUCUCCGAGGGACCCCAGGGCCCCACGCUGGGCUCUCUGGACCUCGUGGAGGACGACACAGUGGAUUCAGAUGCCAUAAAUGGCCUUAUCGAUUUGCUUGACCAGGAAGAAGGUCAGAGGUCAGAAGAGAAGCUGCCAGGUCAUGAGAGGCAGGAGGACUCCACAGGUGCAGGGCAGGACUCAGAGAUUGAAGUGUCUCUUGUUUCAGGCCAGCAGAGGGCGCAAGCCCGCAUCACAGAGUCCCCCAGCGGGAGUCGGGCGGUGGAGCUGCGCCAGGACAGACUGCAGGACUGGGAUGAGGAAGGCUCCAUUGUCUCGUACCUGCAAGAUGCUGCCCAAGGUUCCUGGCCAGAGGAGGUCACCCAAGGCCCACACUCCUUCCGGAGUACGGUCACCACCAUCCAAGAGCUGGAGCCCAGUGGGUCUCAGGAGUACGAGAAGGUCCUGGUGUCUGCAACUGAGCACGUUCGGGAAGAGCCGUCAGAAGCUGAGAGCAGGGAACGGAGACGACAAAGCCACCAAGCGUGGGUGCAGGAGGCUCAGAGCACUUUCUCCCAGAUGGCAGAGGGGAGUGAGUUUCAGAAUAUUCCAGGGGAGCAGGUGACAGAGGAACAAUUCACAGAUGAGCAGGGCAACAUUGUCACCAAGAAGAUCAUUCGCAAAGUCGUUCGGCAGAUAGACUCGUCCGGUGCCGAUGACGCCCAGGAGCAUGAGGAGGUGAUUGCUGAGGGGCCCCUGGAGGAUCCCAGUGAGAUGGAAGCUGAUGUUGAUUCCUUUAUGAGACACGCGCAGGAUCACACCUCGACACCCAACCCUUGAACUCCACACACUCUGCCAUGCACACGGGAGGAGAGCUGGAGCAGAGGGCUACGGAAUGGUGCACCUGUUCCUCUAGGCUAACGGCAUGAUCUCUGUAAGGGACUUCCUUUGGUCUCCUAUUCGCAUGAACGACCGACUGUAGACGCAUGACCUACAGUCCUCAAUCCUGCCUCUAGCGACCACGGAUCUCUGUCUCUGUCGGGAAUCAGGACAAACGCCUCCAGAAGGGGGGUGGGGAGAGAGAGAGGGGGAUAGAAAACCAGCGCGAGAGCGCGGAACGCGAAAGUGAACAAGGGCUUUUUUGUGUUUGGGGAUGGUAUCUUUUGUAAAAUCAUUUUAAUUUUGACUUGUUACAGGGUACUUUUUUUUCAACCUCAUCUGUAGGAAAUCCAUGUGGGCUUCCUGGAAAGAAAAAAAAAAAAGAAAGAAAGAAAACUAGGCACCAAAUCAGUUCGGCACCUUAAUGCCAUGUUCUCAUCUGCCAGUCUUCCCUACCGACACCCGCCUCCACUCCAUUCGAGCCAUCCCAUCCCACUCCCCAGGGGGCCGCUCCUCCCAGAAUGUUCUACAUGACAUUCAGGACACGCGCAUAGGCGCACACACGUGCGCACACACACACACACACACACACACACACAAGCAGCUCUCCCCUCUCAGUAUACACACAGAUUUUACUGUGAUGUCCAAAGCUGUAGAGAAUCUCCUGUGGACAAACUGGAAUUUUUUUAUGUUCUCUCUCUCUCUCUCUGCCAGUUUCAGUAUUAAUCAUCUUCCAAUGGAAAAUCAUUACCUUGAGAGUGCAUUCGGGGUUCCUUGUGUUAGGGACUUAAGAAUCUGAGGCGAGGACACCCCCCAGGCUCAGCUGUAGGCCUCAAAGGGAGCCAGUACCCCCUCUGAAAAGGUGUUCUCUCUCAGCGGGGGGCGGGCCGGUGGCUGUCCCAGGAUUGCACCAGCGUGUUCAAUAGAGAAGAGGUUUCCUAUAUCUUCAAGCACUUAUAUCAUAGUCUGUGUUCAAAGUGUAAACUGUACAGUAAUCAGCCUUGUGUAUAUGAAAAACAAUAAAUACUAUGCAAACCAAUAGAAACACUUUAGCAGUAUGUACAAAGCACUAAGAGCUCAGCUCCUGAGGACUUCUCCAGGCUGCAGGAGAAGGAGCUACAGCCUGUCUUUCAGUGAAAGAGGAAGGAAGGGAGUAGGGCUAGUGAAUGUUAUCUGCCAGUUCUUAGAAGUCAGCCACCCCCCCCCCAAAAGGUCUCCCAGGGCCAACUUGGUGCUCUAAGUCCAGGCAGCCCACAGGAUGGGGGGCCUAGGCCGGACAGCCUCAGUGCCCCCACUCUGACCAAGCCCCUCUGCCCCACUGGGAGAGGCGGGCGAGGGGCCCACUCCUGACCACAGGCGCAGGGGGAAGAGAGCCGGAGGAGGAGAGCGCAGCCGGCCCCCGGGAGGCCCCGGGCUCGGAAGGAGCGCCUCCUGGGCCAGGCCCUCGGGCAGAGCAGGAAGGAGACCGACAGCGGGCUGUUCCUCGCCUCGGUACCACCAGGGAAGAGCCUUAAGGCGACACUGGAGCCUCCCGCGGAGCGAGGCCCGAAUCAGCACAAUCUGCCCCGCCCGGUCCCGGCGGGCGCCCUCUAGGGCCGGGAGAGAGACUGGCAGGCUCUUCUCGCUCGCGAGGGUCUUUGUUUGCGGACGUCCUGUCACCUUCCUCCCUGCCGCUCCUCUGAGGCGGCCUCAGACACAUCCGACCUUCCAAGUAGCACAGAGGCUCCCUCACGACCGAGCCCCCGCGGCCCUGGUGCCCGUCACCAGCGCACACGUCUCCCGGCGGAGGCCGCAGUCCCCACGAGCCCGGGGCCGGCCGAGGCGCUCCGCUCCCACCGCUCCCACCGCUCCGACCGGGCGGCGGG
Messenger RNA from Callorhinus ursinus (northern fur seal), 7696 nucleotides. The record is from RefSeq and is a predicted model, not a curated record. Lineage: Eukaryota; Metazoa; Chordata; Mammalia; Carnivora; Otariidae.